Peronospora matthiolae is the source of this 657-nucleotide messenger RNA. Lineage: Eukaryota; Oomycota; Peronosporomycetes; Peronosporales; Peronosporaceae. The record is from the annotation of a GenBank genome assembly.
AUGGCUUGGCUUGAGCGCCAUGAGCCAUGGAUUGAUUGGAGGUCCAAGACCUUAGGUGCUACGCGCAAUGUUCCUGGCGAAGCUUCGGAGAGUCAUGAACCCACCUUCGCUAGGCAACAAAAACGCUACUGGCGCGAGCCUUUGACAGAAGAUGUCAAUGUGCUGGAUAUUGGAAUGUCUGAGUUGUCUAACUCCAAUGUUACAAACACAAGUUUCGAGCUUAGCUCGUCUAGUGAAACGGCACGUACUCCGUUGAGUGUUACUCGUUGUGAUAACGAGUCACUGCAUGCUGAAAGCAUGGUUGGCCUAGGGCCGAGUGAUCAAGGAUGUGAUUCCUUUGAUGUGUGUAUGGUGGCACGUGAAACUACACCGAGUGCGGUCGGCCGUGAGAGCACUGCACGGAAUGUCUAUAAUGAUAUUGUUGUCGAUACUCCGUAUAUUGUGGACGGCCGUGAGGGCACCACGCUUAACGCCGGUAAUGGCGUUGUUGGCGAUACGCCGUACAGUGUGGGCGGCCGUGAGGGCACCACACCUAAUGUCAGUAAUGAUUUUGUUGGCGAUACGCCGUAUGGUGUGGACGGCCGUGAGGGCAUCACACCUAAUGUCGGUAAUGACCUUAUUGGCGAGACGCCGUUAAAUUUGGGGCUAGGCCCAUAA